GGUGGGAUCUCUGCAAAGGCAGCAGCCUUCUCCAGCCUGACCUGUCGUGUUUGUUGUCUUUAAAAGAAGCGAAAAGUUUGAUUCCCUUGAUUUGCUCUGGAUUCCCUUUGAUUGAGUGCGUGAGGAAGGUUUCUGCUCCUCAGGAGGCUCGUUUGGAGGGUCCUGCGGAGCAGCGGUGGCACCGGUGGUGGUCCCCUUCUGAUGGGAGGAUGGUUGUUCUCAGGCAGUUUGGGCUGCUGCUCUGGAAGAACUACAUCCUGCAGAAACGGCAGAUCUUGGUGACAGUCAUCGAAAUCUGCCUACCGCUGCUCUUUGCCGCCAUCCUGAUAGCGCUGCGGCACCGGGUACACUCCAUCAGCCACCCCAACGCCACCGUCUAUCCCCCCGAGUCCGUGGAUGACCUGCCGGGCUUCUUCUACCGCCGGCACCCCAGCAACCCCUGGGAGCUGGCUUAUGUCCCCUCCAACAGCAGUGCCGUCAGGAGCAUCGCCGAGGCGGUGGAGAGAGCUUUACCCAUCAGCAUCAGAGCUCAGGGCUUUGCCUCGGAGCGGGACUUUGAGGAGUACGUCAAGUCGGACAACCGCUCGGGCAGCGUGCUGGCCGCUGUCGUGUUCAAGCACCGCUUCCAGCAGAGCACGGCCCCGCUGCCCCUCCAGGUCGACUAUGAGCUGCGCUUCAAGUACAGCCCGAGGAACGCGCCGCGGAGCGAGCAGACGGGUCUGAACCCCAACCUGGACCGGGACUGGCACACCAGCUACCUCUUCCCGCUCUUCCAGCUGCCCGGGCCGCGGGAGGCCAAGUUUGCUGAUGGGGGAACACCGGGCUAUAUCCGAGAAGGUUUCCUGGCGGUGCAGCACGCGGUGGACAGAGCCAUCAUACAGUACCACGCCAACGCCAGCUCCACCAGCUUGCUGGAGAACAUCACGGUGGUGGUGCAGCGCUUCCCCUACCCGGCGUACGUCAAUGACCUCUUCCUCCUCGCCAUCCAGAACCAGCUGCCCCUGCUCCUCAUGCUCAGCUUCACCUACACCUCGCUCAACAUCGUCCGUGCCGUCGUGCACGAGAAGGAGAAGAAGCUGAAGGAGUACAUGCACAUGAUGGGCCUCAGCAACUGGUUGCACUGGAGCGCCUGGUUCCUCAUGUUCUUCCUCUUCCUCCUGGUGUCCGUGUUUUUCGUCACCGUGCUCUUCUGUGUCAAGGUAAGCGAACAGGGAGCGGUGCUCACCAACAGUGACCCCACGCUGGUGUUCACCUUCCUCGCAAUCUUCUCCAUCUCCUCUAUCUCCUUCAACUUCAUGGUGAGCACCUUCUUCUCAAGAGCAAAUGUUGCGGCUGCUGCUGGCGGCUUCCUCUACUUUUUCUCCUACAUCCCUUACUUCUUCAUCUCGCCCCGCUACGACCUGAUGUCCCACAGCCAGAAGCUGGCAUCCUGCCUCAUCUCCAAUGUGGCCAUGGCCAUGGGGGCACAGCUUAUAGGCAUGUUUGAAGGAAAAGGGACUGGCAUUCAGUGGAGGGACCUCAUGAAGCCCAUCAGCGUGGACGACAACUUUACCUUAGCCCAAGUGCUGGGGAUGCUGCUCCUGGACUCGGUGCUCUACGGCGUGGUGGCCUGGUACGUGGAGGCCGUCUUUCCAGGGGAGUACGGCGUGCCUCAGCCGUGGUACUUCUUCUUGACGCCCUCGUACUGGUGCGGGCGCCCCAGGACUGUCGUGGGAAAAGAGAAGGAGGAGGAGGAGGACCCUGAGAAAGCUCUGAAGAGCCAGUACAUUGAGGAGGAACCUGCAGACCUUGUGUCAGGAAUCAAAAUAAAGCACCUUUCCAAGGUCUUCAAAGUGGGAAACAAGAUGAAAGAGGCAGUUAAGGACUUAACGGUGAACAUGUAUGAAGGGCAGAUCACUGUCCUGUUGGGACACAAUGGAGCUGGGAAGACCACCACUCUGUCCAUGCUCACAGGUCUGCACUCUCCGACGGGUGGGCAGGCGUACAUCAACGGCUACGAGAUCUCCCAGGACAUGGUCCUGAUCCGCCGCAGCCUGGGCCUGUGUCCGCAGCACGACGUCCUCUUCGACAACAUGACGGUGGAAGAGCACCUGCGCUUCUAUGCAGGGCUGAAGGGGUACCCAUCCUCCAAGUGCCCCGAGGAGAUCAACCACAUCCUGAGGAUCCUCAACCUGGAGGACAAGCGCCGCUCUCUGACCAAGGCACUCUCCGGCGGCAUGAAGCGCAAGCUCUCCAUUGGCAUCGCCCUCAUUGGGGACUCCAAGGUGGUGAUGCUGGAUGAGCCGACGUCAGGGAUGGACCCAGCCUCUCGCAGGGCCACGUGGGACCUUCUGCAGCAACAGAGGAGCAACCGCACCAUCCUGCUGACCACCCACUUCAUGGAUGAGGCUGACCUGCUGGGGGACCGCAUAGCUAUCAUGGCCAAGGGCGAGCUGCAGUGCUGCGGCUCCUCACUCUUCCUCAAGCGAAAAUAUGGGGCAGGAUAUCACAUGGUGAUGGUGAAGGAGCCCUACUGUAACCUGGGGGAGAUCUCCCGCCUCAUCUGUCACUACGUGCCCAACGCCACCAUGGAGAGCAAUGCUGGGGCAGAGCUGUCCUUCAUCCUGCCCAAGGAGAGCACGCACAGGUUUGAGGCCCUGUUCACAGAGCUGGAGCAGAAGCGAGAGGAGCUGGGCAUCGCCAGCUACGGCGCCUCGGUCACCACCAUGGAGGAAGUCUUCCUGAGGGUUGGGAAGCUUGUGGACUCCAGUAUGGAUAUCCAGGCCAUCCAGCUGCCUGCUCUCCAGUACCAGCACGAGAGACGCUCCAACGACUGGGCCAUGGAUGACUCCAGCAGCCUAAGCGGCAUGACAGAUAUGACGGAUGACAGCGGGGCGCUUAUUACGGAGGACUGCUCCAGCAUCAAGCUCAACACCGGGUUCUACCUGUGCUGCCAGCAGUUCUACGCCAUGUUCAUGAAGCGAGCCAUGUACAGCUGGCGCAACUGGAAGAUGGUGGCAGCGCAGUUCCUUGUGCCUCUGAUCUUCACUGCCUUUGCCCUCAUCGUGGCCAAGACCUUCCCGGGACCCAGGGACUCCUCCCUGCUGAGGCUGACGCUGGAGCCCUACGGUCAGACCAUUGUGCCUUUCUGUGUCUCGGCUGCCUCGGGUCUGACGCAGAGGUUGGCGGAGCAGUACGUGGAGCUGCUGGACGCCCAGCAUCAGUCACCGCUGGAGGUGCUGGGUGGCCUGGAGGAGUACCUCAUCUCAAGAGCCUCCGAGGAAGGGGGAGCCUUCAACGAGCACUACAUUGCAGCCGCCUCCUUUGAAGGAGCUGGGAAUCGCACAGCGGUCACUGCGCUCUUCAACAACCAGGCAUACCACUCCCCCGCCACGGCCCUUAUGCUGGCCGACAACGCUGUCUUCAGGGUACUGGUGGGCCCCAACGCCUCCAUCACAGUCACCAACUACCCUCAACCCCGCAACAUCACUGAGAAGGCCAAAGACCAGCUCAUGGAAGGACAGACCGGAUUCGCAAUUGCCAUCAACUUGCUGUAUGGCAUGGCCUCACUCGCCAGCACCUUCGCUCUGCUGCUGGUCAGCGAGCGGGCCAUCAAAGCCAAGCACGUCCAGUUUGUCAGUGGCGUCUACGUGGUCAACUUCUGGCUUUCCGCGCUGCUCUGGGACAUCAUCAACUUCCUCAUCCCUUGUGCUCUGAUGCUGGUGAUAUUCCAAGCCUUUGAUGUGGAAGCCUUCACCCAAGACAGCCACCUUGUUGAUGUGAUGCUGAUCUUCCUCCUUUAUGGCUGGGCCAUCAUCCCCCUCAUGUACCUCCUCAGCUUCUUCUUCUCAGUGGCAGCCACAGCCUACACCCGUCUCACCAUCUUCAACAUCCUCUCGGGCACAGCCACCUUCCUCGCGGUCACCAUCAUGAGCAUCCCAGAGCUGGGCUUGGUGGAUCUCUCCAAAACCCUGGAUAAAGUCUUUCUCGUCUUACCCAAUUACUGUUUGGGCCAAUGCAUCAGUGACUUCUACCAGAACUACGAGUUCAUUCAGUUUUGUACCUCCUCUGUUGAAGCCAUCUUCAUCUGCAAGGCAUUCAAUAUCAGUUAUCAGAUGAACUACUUUUCCUGGGAGAUGCCUGGGAUCGGACGAUACCUGACCUCCUUGACCAUCCAGGGUUUCUCCUUCCUCUUCCUCCUUUUCCUCAUUGAGACAAACCUUCUCUGGAGACUGAGAACUUUGGUCUGUGGCAUCUGCAGGCGGCGGAAAUGGGUGGCACUGCUGAACAGGGUGUCUAUGCUGCCAGAGGACCGGGACGUGGCAGAUGAGAGGAAGAAGGUUUUGGAGUCACCACCAGAACUGCUGUCAUCUCUCAGCAGCCCUCUGGUCAUCAAGGAGCUCACCAAGGUCUACGACAGCCGAGAGUCCCUGCUGGCGGUGGACAGGAUCUCCUUGGCGGUCAGCAAAGGGGAAUGCUUUGGCCUUCUUGGCUUCAACGGAGCGGGCAAAACCACCACCUUCAAGAUGCUGACUGGUGACGAGAGCAUCACAUCAGGGGAUGCCUUUGUGGAUGGCCACAGCAUUUUGGCCAACAUCAAGAAGGUCCAGCAGCGGAUCGGCUACUGCCCGCAGUUCGAUGCCCUCCUGGACCACAUGACGGGCCGCGAGACCCUGAGCAUGUACGCCCGGCUGCGGGGCAUCCCCGAGCGCUACAUCGGCAGCUGCGUGGAGAACAUGCUGAGGGGGCUGCUCCUGGAGCCCCACGCCGACAAGCUCGUGAGGACCUACAGCGGCGGUAACAAGCGGAAGCUGAGCGCUGGUAUUGCCCUCAUCGGCGGUCCCCCUGUGAUCUUCCUGGAUGAGCCCUCCACCGGCAUGGACCCCGUGGCCCGACGUUUGCUCUGGGAUGCAGUGACGCGGACGCGGGAGUGUGGCAAAUCCAUCAUCUUCACCUCCCACAGCAUGGAGGAGUGCGAGGCCCUGUGCACGCGGCUGGCCAUCAUGGUCAACGGGCAGUUCAAAUGCCUGGGCAGCCCCCAGCACCUCAAAAGCAAGUUUGGCAGCGGCUACACCUUGCUGGCCAAAACGCGGAGUGAGGAGGAGGGCGAGCUGCAGGCCUUCAAGGCCUUCGUGGAGAAGACUUUCCCAGGCAGUGUCCUGAAACACGAGCACCAGGGCAUGGUACAUUAUCACUUGACCAACAAGAACCUCAGCUGGGCACAGGUCUUCGGGGCCUUGGAGAAAGCCAAAGAGAAGUAUCGCUUGGAAGACUAUUCGGUGAGCCAGAUAUCCCUGGAGCAAGUCUUCAUGAGCUUCACUCGCUUCCAGCACUACACAGAGGACAGAGGGAAAUGAGCAGAAGCCCCCACUGGUGCCCUUCGUCAUGGACUGGCGCUGCUGCCUAUACAUAGUAUAUAGAGAGACAGUAAUUUAUAUAUCGGCGUGUCUUAAAUAAUGUAUAAAUGUAAGAAACUUUUCACUGGGGAGGGGGGAGAGGAUGGCGUUGUACCUUCUGCCGUCGGGAACGCAAGCGGUGUGUGCCGCCGCAGUGCCGGCGCGGGUCUGUGUGUGUGAGUGUGUGUGUGCAUGUGGCACUUCCACUCUCUAGCCUUCAUUCCCAUCUAUACAGCAAAAAAAAGAAAAAAAAAGCCCAAAAAGCAGGGGGAAGCCUGGAUGGGUGGAGAUGGGCGUUGGGGAUUGGGCUGGCAGAGGAGGAGCGGGAUGCUGUCCCCAACCAGCACCGUGCUCUGCCCGUCGACCCUUUUCCCUGCCCAACGCUCGCACCCAUCAGGACGCUGCUUCGUGGUCUUCGCCCGCAUGUCGACGUGUAUUGUUAGGUGGUUUGCUCGUGGUAUAACAGGAGGCUGUCAAAUAGCUUAGAUCCAAACCGUUCUUUGCUGGGUUAAUUAGGAUGCGCCGUGGUUGCCCUUAGAAGCACUUAGCGUCUAGCUGGAGAGGACAGGGCCAGCCUCCCGGCUGUCCCCUCUGCGUGGCAGGGACGAGCCUCCGUCUCCUUUAACCUCUUAGAAAACAGUGUUCCCCUCCUGCCUGCUUACCCAGGAGUGGAGGCCAGCCUGUCCCGAGGAGCUGGCACCGGCCCGGGCUGUGCAGGGGGAGCUGGCUGUGCGGUGCCGGGUGCUGGCGCUGGGCGCGAGGGAGGAUGUGUUAAUGGAAAAAUGCCCGGAGCUCAGGCCCUUGCUACAGCAUGGGAUGGGUACGGCUGCAGAACCAGAGGUCGGGCUGAAGGGUGAGAGGUGUUGCAGGGUGCCUGGGGACGCUGCUGGGCUCCAUGGGAUGGGUGAGAGGUGUCACAGGGUGCCUGGGGACACCGCUGGGCUCAUUAUUGCGUCCAUGAAAAAGGUUUAACCAGCAGCACCGCCGUGCAGUGUGCUAUGCAGCCGCAGGACUGGUUUGGAAGGCCAGCGAUGUUCUCGCUGAGCCCAUGUCCUGCCGCGCUCUCCCCUUACACCCCACGCAGCUCCGACCAGAGCAUGCCCGUCCCCUGUCCCCCUCCUCGUCCCCAGCCCCUCUGCACCACGCCGGGCUGCUCCGGCAGCAGGCAGGGAGCAAAGGCACUGUCCUGCCCUUGCCCGGCCAUGGGGGACACUGCUGGGCAUGGUGCAUUAGGCACCAGCAGUGCCCACACCGAGUCGGAGGUGGCAACUGGGAUUUCUUUUUGGCGUUUCCCAGUGGCUGGGUUGCUUUUUUGUUUGUUUGUUUGUUUUAAACCGUGUUGAUUCUUGUCUGUCCUUAACUAGUCCCUGUGUCACCUGGGGCAGUCCCCUUUGGGCCGGCUGCUCCGCGAUCAAUGCAGAGCUAUUUGCACUAUAGUAAUACACACAAUUGCACAUAACUAAAUGAAUUAGUAUUUAUGGCGAGGGGUGCUGAUUCCCUUCUAGUGAUUGCAUUGUCAGGGGUUGGGUUAUAUUUUUGGGUUGGGUUUUUGUUUUGUUCCUGUGACUGACUCAUUCUUUCCUGUUCCAUUUUUUUCCCCUUUGCCUAAUGUUGUUGUUCAAAACGAUGGUGCAUCAUGUUACUAAGAAUUUCCCUGGAUCUUAA
Messenger RNA from Aquila chrysaetos chrysaetos, 7040 nucleotides. RefSeq names its product ATP binding cassette subfamily A member 3 (gene ABCA3). Gene Ontology annotation, cellular component: membrane; intracellular membrane-bounded organelle. Gene Ontology annotation, molecular function: lipid carrier activity; ATP binding; ABC-type transporter activity. Gene Ontology annotation, biological process: transmembrane transport; lipid transport. The transcript is spliced from 31 exons. Bases 210 to 5336 code for a protein of 1708 amino acids. The record is from RefSeq and is a predicted model, not a curated record. NCBI's taxonomy places the organism in Eukaryota, Metazoa, Chordata, Aves, Accipitriformes, Accipitridae.